AUGGCGGGGAUCAGUCUAUCUUCUGACGUCUCCUCUUGGUACCAAACCCCCCUACUGCUUCUCCUGGCGUGGGUCACUUGGUCCCGCUUUAUAUGGCCCAACUUCUGUUCCCCGCUGCGACAUCUGCCAUCACCUAAUGGCGGGGUCUGGAGCUUGAAUCAACGCCUCCGACUUUAUACCGAGCCCCGCGGAAGACCCCAAUGUGACUGGGUCAAUUCCAUUCCGAACAAUGGACUCAUUCGUUACCGGACGUUGCUAAAUUCCGACCGGCUAUUGGUGACUUCCCCCGAGGCUUUCGCGGAAGUUCUGACGACCAAGUGCUACGACUUCAAAAAGCCCCGUUGGUUAGUCAACGAGCUCAAACAGGUGCUAGGCGUAGGGCUCUUAUUAGCGGAGGGGAACGAGCAUCAAACCCAGAGAAAGAUACUUGCACCUGCCUUCUCGUUCCGUCACAUCAAGAACCUGUAUGCGGUGUUUUGGGACAAGUCACGGGAGGUGGUUGCCACGAUGACCGAUCAUCUGUCAAGUGCAGAACAACUCACGGCUCAGAGGGCGAAUAGGUCCACCCCGGUCACCACCGGGAUUCUUGAUAUCGCUGAGUGGGCCAGUCGAGCAACGCUAGACAUGAUUGGCAUUGCGGGCAUGGGUCGAGACUUUGGUGCAGUUCGCGACCCUAACACGGGCCUGAUGCGGGCGUACAGUUUGGUUUUCCAUUCCUCCAAAAGAAGCAUUUUUCUUGCCAUCUUGCGUCUCUUCUUUCCCGGUUGGCUGGUGGAUUGGCUGCCGCUUCGACGCAAUAAAGAUAUCCAGGACGCAGCCCGAACGAUUCGUGGAGUAUGUGCAGAGCUCAUCCGUCAGGAAUCUGAGCAUCUUCGAGAUAGUGGCGCCCUUGACAAUCGAAACAUCCUCAGCGUUGCACUUCAAAACGGGGGCUUCAGCGAAGACCACCUCAUUGAUCAACUUAUGACCUUCUUGGCGGCGGGUCAUGAGACAACGGCAACGGCCAUCACUUGGGCUAUCUACUCGCUCUGCGUGCAUCCCGGUGUCCAGACAACACUUCGUCGCGAAAUCCGUGAAAGGCUCCCGAGCCCUGAUAACUACGCGAGCAACUUCACAAGCCACAAUAUUGAUACCAUGGUCCACCUCAAUGCUGUGUGUGACGAGGUCCUGCGCUAUUUCUCCCCUGUCCCGCUCACAGUUCGCGAGGCGGCGAUUGACACCACGAUCCUAGCCCAGCCGGUGCCCAAGGGGACGAAGAUAAUGCUAGUCCCUCGUGCCACAAACCGAGAUGCAAACCUAUGGGGCCUAGAUGCGCGGGAGUUCAAUCCCGAUCGGUGGAUGGCAUCUGAUGACCGAAGUAAUUAUGCUACGAUGACCUUUCUUCACGGGCCCCGAAGCUGCAUCGGACGAUCCUUUGCAAAGGCCCAAUUUGCCAUUCUGCUGGCUGCUUUGGUAGGAAGAUUCGAAUUUGAAUUGAAAGAUGAACAGCUUUUAGAUGAAAGGAACAUGAAAGUCACCCGGUCUGUGACAGCUAGACCGGCGAAUGGACUUCUUGUCAAGGUUACUCCCUUGGAGGGCUGGUGA
Messenger RNA from Aspergillus sclerotioniger CBS 115572, 1584 nucleotides. RefSeq names its product cytochrome P450. The coding region runs from base 1 to 1584 and encodes 527 amino acids. Gene Ontology annotation, molecular function: monooxygenase activity; heme binding; iron ion binding. NCBI's taxonomy places the organism in Eukaryota, Fungi, Ascomycota, Eurotiomycetes, Eurotiales, Aspergillaceae. The record is from RefSeq and is a predicted model, not a curated record. The transcript is spliced from 2 exons.